Messenger RNA from Trichoderma breve, 330 nucleotides. RefSeq lists its product as uncharacterized. The transcript has 2 exons. The record is from RefSeq and is a predicted model, not a curated record. The coding region runs from base 1 to 330 and encodes 109 amino acids. Lineage: Eukaryota; Fungi; Ascomycota; Sordariomycetes; Hypocreales; Hypocreaceae.
AUGACUGAAGAAUCUAUGCUCAAAGACGGCGCUCUUAAAGAUAGAGUUUCUGGAAUUGAUGAUAAUUUCGGAGAUGAGACUUCUGGAGACGAUGAGUCUAAAGAUGUUCAGUCUAGAGAUGUUCAGUCUGGAGACGAUGAUAAUUCUGGAGACGAUGAUAAUUCUGGAGACGAUGAUAAUUCUGGAGACGAUGAUAAUUCUGGAGACGAUGAUAAUUCUGGAGACGAUGAUAAUUCUGGAGACGAUGACGAGGCUGGAGACAAUAAUCCCAGAGAGGAUGAUGCCACCGUCGUAUCAAGAAGCAACUGCAGCCUCGGAAAAUAUUGCUGA